UAAAUUGCAUAUAGUGUCAUAUUAUUACUUUACGUUUGCACAAUCGUUGCUGCAGAUUAUCAUAGAAUCACAACAGUCAACAUAGUUCCUUCGCUUUGCAACGGAAAGGUUUUGAGACAUGGCUUCGAGAUGGUUAAAAGCCUUAAAAAAAUGGCGGAAAUAUAUCAUAUUGUUGCUAACGCCCAUCCUAUUGUCCCCUAUACCGUUGGCUUUGCAAGACAAGCGGGCAAGUUGCGCCUACGCAAUCAUGAUCAUGGCAAUCUACUGGACAACUGAAUCAUGUUCCUUGGCUGUCACGUCAUUGUUGCCAUUGCUACUAUUCCCCAUACUUGGUGUAGUCAAAGCGAAGGAGAUCAGCACGCCUUAUUUCAGCGACACCAACGUCCUGUUCGUGGGGGGUAUGAUGCUAGCCGUUGCCGUAGAACAAUGGAACUUGCACAAGAGAAUCGCUUUGAAAAUACUUCUGUUAAUUGGAACUCAACCAAGAAGGUUGCUACUGGGUUUUAUGUGUCCGACUGCUUUCCUUUCGAUGUGGGUCAGUAAUACCGCCACAACUGCAAUGAUGGUGCCCAUUGCCCAGGCUGUGUUAGGAGAAAUCAGGGAAAUCAAGAAAAUUGACGUUGCUAAGUCUGAGACGGAUGGAAAAGGAGAAGUUAUUGCAAACUCUGAGCAUGUUGAGAUGGCUGUGAUGGAUGAAAAACCUUCUACCACGAGGAGCAUUAGCACUGUUAAAUUGUCCAGCGCGCCGGAGGACCAGGCCUUCAGAGAUCUUUGCAAGGCAACAAUGCUGUCGAUAGCAUAUGCCGCUAACGUCGGUGGAACAGCAACGCUUACGGGGACUGGUACUAAUCUUGUCUUUGUUGGACAGACAGAAGAGUUAUUUGAUGAAAGUGGAGGAAUUGGUUUUGGAGAUUGGUUCAUAUUUGCUUUCCCCGAAGCAGUUAUCUUGCUGUUAAUCAGUUGGCUUUGGUUGCAAUGGAUGUUCCUUGGAUUUAAUUUCAGAACUAUUGUUAACUCGUUUCGAUCAAGAACUAGUUCGUCAUAUCAUUCAAAUGAAGAACAAUCUUCCGUUAAAAGAGUCAUUCAGCGCGAGUACGAUGCCCUGGGACCAAUGACAUUUGCAGAGAAAGGUGUUUUGGCUCAUUUCGUCAUUCUUGCGUUACUCUGGGCAAUACGAGAUCCGAAGUUUGUUUCUGGAUGGAGUAUAUUGUUUAAAGAUGGAUACGUGCGUGACGCCACAGCCAGUAUGGCGGUAGCUUUUUCCCUGUUCAACUUUCCCGCCAAAAGACCAAAGCUUUUUGAUGAUGAAGAAGACGACGAAACUGCUUCCACCAAAGAUAAACCAUUUCCCACGUUACUCGAAUGGAAAGUGGUCACUAAAAAGUUUCCAUGGAACAUUGUAUUGCUUCUGGGUGCAGGCUUUGCCAUGGCCAAAGCAGCAAAGGUAUCUUGUCUAUCGGAGUGGCUUGGUGAACAGAUGGCGUCAUUGGAAUCAAUCCCACAAUUCUACAUCGUCUUGAUCAUAUCGCUAGUGCUGUGUGCAUUUACUGAAGUCACCUCUAACGUUGCCACUGCUUCGAUCUUUCUUCCUAUUGUCGGCUCUGUGGCAGUGAAUAUCAAGAUCCAUCCUUGGUACCUGAUGGUCCCUGCUACCCUCUCGUGUUCGUUCGCUUACAUGUUGCCAGUGGCAACACCACCCAACGCAAUCAUAUUUUCGUCUGGCUAUCUUAAAGUUUUUGACAUGGCCAAAACUGGUCUUGCAAUGAAUAUCAUUGCCAUAACAGUAAUGCUGGCUUGGACACACAGCGUUGGAGCCGCUUGGUUUGACCUCUCAGAGUUUCCAGCAUGGGCCGAAGCUGUUGACAACAAUUCAACAAAAUGUUGGGUUUAAAUGGAAAAUCACACACAGAGUACGGUAAGAGCGUGGAG
Dendronephthya gigantea is the source of this 1929-nucleotide messenger RNA. RefSeq names its product solute carrier family 13 member 5-like. Bases 119 to 1891 code for a protein of 590 amino acids. Gene Ontology annotation, cellular component: membrane. Gene Ontology annotation, molecular function: transmembrane transporter activity. Gene Ontology annotation, biological process: monoatomic anion transmembrane transport. The record is from RefSeq and is a predicted model, not a curated record. The transcript has 12 exons. Lineage: Eukaryota; Metazoa; Cnidaria; Anthozoa; Malacalcyonacea; Nephtheidae.